GUCAUCUUUUAAUGAACAGCAGCACAACAAAGGCCGGGAUGCAGUCCAGCCUGAAAAAGAGACGCUGUGCAGCAAGUGAGCUGGGAAGCAGCCCACCAGCAAACCAGCAUGCCUCCAAAGAAGCCCGAACCUAAGAAAGCUGAACCUAAGAAGGAAGAACCCAAACCGGCACCUAAACCAGCAGAACCAGAACCCAAAAAAGAAGUUGAAUUUAACCCAGCUUCUAUCAAAGUUGAAUUCACCCCUGAUCAAAUUGAAGAAUUUAAGGAAGCGUUCUCACUCUUUGACCGGACUCCUAAAUCUGAGAUGAAAAUCACAUACGCGCAAUGUGGAGACGUCUUGAGAGCUUUGGGGCAGAAUCCAACCCAGGCUGAGGUCAUGAAAGUGCUUGGCAGACCCAAACCAGAAGACAUGAACUCCAAGAUGAUCGACUUUGAGACCUUCCUGCCGAUGCUCCAGCAUAUUGCCAAGACGAAAGACACCGGCACCUAUGAGGACUUUGUGGAGGGUCUGCGCGUGUUUGACAAGGAGGGAAAUGGAACGGUGAUGGGUGCUGAACUUCGCCACGUUUUGGCUACCUUGGGUGAGAGGCUGACUGAAGAGGAAGUUGACAAGCUGAUGGCUGGCCAGGAAGAUGCCAACGGCUGUAUCAACUAUGAAGCUUUUGUGAAACACAUCAUGGCUAACUGAACAUCAGAACAAGAUUGGUGCCGAGAACCCCAGAUGCUGGCCUUGGAUUUCGAUGUAAUGGAAUGUCUUCUCAUUUUUCAGCCCCGAUUCCCAUUACAGAGCUACAAAAUGUGCUGUCCCUGAAGUUACUUGGAUAAACGGGUUUUUUUGUUGUUUGCUUUGUGUUUUUUCUUCAUGGGAAGAAGGUAGCCUCCGUGGAGAUUCAAGGAAACUGAAGGAACUGAAAUCAGAACUUUGAAUACCUGGGCAUUGUAAUUUUUUGCUGAUAAAGAAUAUAAACAGCAAUACAAAAUUGUUAGGUGAGAGGGGAUUAAAGGGGAGUAAUUUUUUUCAUUACUAAAUCAACCAAAAGACUUAUUUGUCAUUUAGCCAUAUGUUUCCCUCCCCUCUUCCUUCCAAAACAACUGGACCUUUCUCUUGUGUUUAUUGCAUUUGUUAAAAAACAGCUGUAGGAGAGUAAGGGAGAAAAGAAACUAAACCAAUCAUAUAAAUCUCAUGUGUACAAGAAAUACUCUCAGUCUUUAGAGAAAAAGAGUUAAAGUAGAAUGCCCAGCAAUCAGCAACAAACACACAUUGUUCACAUGUUUCUCAGCUUUGGAAGAUACCACCGUUAACACAUAAGAUGUAAAAGGAAAAAACAAAGCAAAACCAGAAGUAUACACAAUGUUUGCUAAAAGGCAUCUCUUCUCCACAAGGAUUACUUCCCAUUGCAACGGUCUGACCUAUGAAACAAGUAAAAAGUCUUUCCCAAUGCAAACUGGAAAUUGUUCUAAUAUACAAAUCUUGGUCCUGUAGCUUUUCACAGUAAAACAUGGGAUUCUUUGUCAGCUGGUUUCAUCAUUGUUUCUAUGUCUGUGUGAGGGAAGGGGAAAUGGGAAAUAAAUGCUGUUGGGAAAAACCUCAGUAGAGGCAAAUGCAAGUUGAGAAGCAUGAAAAAGCAGAUGGAUUAAUCUGGCUGAUUUUCUGGGGAAUAAUAAUUUUAAAAGUAAAAAACCCCCAAAACAACAAUAUAUCCUUUGGGGCUGGAAAAAGGAGAAGCUACAAGCUGGUACACUUUGUUGGGAAAUACAAAAAAAAUCUGAAUAUGCAACACUCCAUUUAAGCAAGAGGAAUUGUUAAAACAGACAACUUGGAAACUUGGUGGAGGAAAGAUAAUCAGUGGAACAUUGGAAUACCAGGAUGCAAACUGCAUAGCAAUGACUGAAUAGGUCAUCCCUGCAGAGAAGAAUUGCUAUGAACGAGAGAACACAAACUAUCAAAUUACAUGAAUAUACGAGCUGUAACAAAAUGUACCAUUGAAUAGCCAUAAUAGAAAAUCAGCAGUUAGAGAGCUAAAUGCACUAUCAAGCUGAUGGCAAUAACAAUAAAAUCCUAAAGGAAAUUCAACAAGAUAGUGCAGAGGGAGGAGUAGAAAGAUGCUCAUGAUGACAGGAAUGUCUUAUACCCAGCCUGGAUUAACUGUACACAAAGGUGGAAGUAAGUGACAAAAAAAGUUGUCACUAUGCGUCACUAGUUUUGAAGAAACCACCUGUGAAGCAUCAUUCCUGCACACAGCCAUGCACUGAACAGCCACUGAUAAGGCCAUGAGAUCACCAUCUAGGUCUGCUCCAGUGUGCCGGGGGUGGACUCCAGAGGCAGUCACCACCUGUGGUCCAUCUCCUCCUCGGGGCUCCUUUUGGGGACAUCCCCUUCCACCCUCAGCAUUGGCUCCUGUGAUUUCCUAGGAAAUGGAGCUAACACCAUUUCAUAAGCAUCUUGCCUUCACUGUCUUGUCACUGUAUAUUUAGAUAUUGAUUAGAUAUACCCUAAUGAGGGUUUAAUACUGUUUUGAAUCUAAGGUGUACAGCAGUUGGAAAAUGCAGCUCUUUCUCCAUUUCCCACUGAUGCAAUGAAUCAUUGGGAAUGCCUCCUCUCUUCUACCUUACCCUUCCAGGGGUAUCUCUAGUUUAAAGACCCCUUGAGCUCUAGGUCUCACACAGCUGAGGAGCACUAUGAGGGCUCAGCACAGAAACAUUCUGCCAGCAGGUACCAUCUGACCACCUCCUCUUUGUCCUCCAUCCCCUGUUGCUCUGUCACCAAAGCUCAUCUCUAAAUUGGGCUAUUGCCAUGACACACAGAGUCCUACACGUCCUAGUCUGGAGCCAAACCUGUCAAAAUUUUCAUCAAAAUCAAAGUGUGGUUUUUUGUCCUGACCUUUAUUUACCACAUCAGGUGCAGCUUUAGAGGAGAAAUCCUACUGUCUCCAGCGGGCUGUCAGCUGCUCACUUCCUCAGCUGCUGCACACAAAGCCAACACCCUGCCGCUACUCAGACCCCCAGUAAGGGGUCACCUGGAGCUAUGAUAUCUAAAUCUUGCAGAGUAUUUCACCAUGUAUCCCCCAAACAACAUCUGUCCUCAUCCACAGAUGCAAGCAAGGCUUUCGUCUGGGCAUACGGGUGGCGUUCACCUGUCUAAGUGCAGCAGAGCUGGUGUCGCCAUCCGUCCUGGGCUUCAGUGCUUAUCUCCUUGGCACACACAGCAUUCUGUACCGUGAGGAUUACACAUCAUUACUGGUUUUGUUACUGGUUUUGUUGUUGCUGUUACUAAAAUCACAGUUUGAAACACCCUCAACCACAUGAGUCCAGCAGCUGGGACUGAUGUGAGGCUCUGAGCUGUUUCAGGAAAACUGGAAGGGCUGGUAACGCUGGGAGCAAGCAAGCAAGUCCUUUGAUGGAGCAACAGGAGAGGCAAAGACCAACAAACGCCUGAGUUGGUGUGCAGCAGCCGAGAGUGCAAGGCAAGAGCACUGCCGAAGUGCAGCGCAUGGGGCAAGCUGAGCUCACCGGUGAAGCAGAACGGAGUGAGAUAACAGCCGGUGUGUCACCCCAAGUGCAUUGGCAGGGCUCUUUGAGGAAGGAUCCACAGGUCAACCCAAGGUGCAUAAGCGAAGCCGUGUGUGGGAGCAGGCUGGCAUUGUGCCUAUUGCCUCCCGGGUCUCGGGGCGUGCUAUUGCUGGAUGUUGUUUUCCUAAGCACAAGAUUCACUUGAAAGCAAACCGGAACAAAUAAGCAGCAUCUCCCCCUUCCCUUCCCCUCCUCUUCUCCCUUACCCCUAACCCCAAAUUUUUUUAAAAAAAACAACACAAAACCAACCUCCUAUCUAGAGAAUGUUUCGUUAAAAAAAGAUGUGGGCAGGAGGCAAGCCAAGUUUCUAGGAGAUCUUUUUAUAGCAGUAGCAUCUGGCUCUUUGGGAGACUCCGUAGGGAGUUUUGCUGGUGACUUUACAUCUGCUGUGGUUAAGCUGCUAAUGGACUGGCUGUCUGGGCUGCUGCCUGCUCCACUGACUCCUUAGUACCAUGCUCUGGUUAUUUGAGGAGUUCGAGCCUAUUGACUUCUUGCCAGAAUUACAUAGUACAUUCCAGUAGUAACUUGCAUUGCAACACGCUGUCAGGCAGAAGGGGGUUCAGAUGGAGCGAGGAUAUUGGCUGGCGUUUCACUACCCUCUCCUUAAACCCACCCAGCACUAGAGCAUGGGAUGAAUCGUGGAUUUUAAUUUUGAUACGGAAAAAAAAGGAAAGCGAAUACUGUAAUAUUUUUUCAGUAAUGUCCACAGGCAAAUAAACAAGUAAAUACAUCAAAGAUUUAAUCUGGUGGUCAAUUAAAAAUUCUUAGCCCCAUAGCGAUAUGUUCCAGCUAAUUAUUUUUUUUACUUAUCCAUCACUCUAAAAGGUGCUUUUUAACCUCAACUAAUUAAUUACUGGUUUUGUAGGGAAAAAGCAAGAUGCAUCUGCCCGCAUAAUUUUGAAAUUUUUGAAAUUUUAUUUCAGCCAAGCCUGUUGUCAAAAUUACACCUGAUUAUAAGCAUGUAUAUCCUCCAUAAUGCCACUCCCUAGAGAAUCUGCAGUUUUUCCCAGAAGUGGCUUCAGGAUUAAUUUUUGUUAGCUGACUCAUUUGAUUUUUCAUAGCUUUUGCUUUUUUCAUGAGAUCAAUUGCCCCUUAGAAACACUGUUCUUCCCUCCACUGGAAACACUGUUCUUCCCUCCACUGAGAAUAAACCAACCCCAAACAACCACUUUGGGAUCAGGCUAUUGGAACUCAGUUCAGCUGUGUGCCUUGUCAUUUGCAAUGCUCUGGGCCACUGCCCCGUGCUCUAGUUGUUGCUCAGAAAUAUGCAUCUCUUCUGAAAGUCCUGUUUUGAGUUUUUGUGGAUGAAAUUCACCUGGCUGAACUUGUUAGCUUGACAGAUUUGCUCACAGACAGGCAUUGUCGCUUCCCAGACCUUGCCUGCAUACUAUUGCACCCCUUGCCCUCCCCACCAAGAUAAAGCCCUGCCAAGACAAAAGAGCUGUCUAUAUCUAAUUGUAGCAGCAGUGGUUGUGGAGGACUGAUGAUGUGAAAAUAUCUGUGAUAUCAUGUUUACCGGCAGAAUUAAUAUCUGAUUAUUUGAUAUUAAUCUUAAAUACAGAGAUGAGUGUUUAUGCAGAGAUGUAACCGUGCUGCACAACGUAGACAGUGUGAACUAUGAAUCCACCAAAUGCUUUUGUGAUUCAGCAUAGCUAUUUUUUCCCCAGUUUUAUUUAAAAUAAAAAUUCUUUGGAUUUCCUGGAG
Falco peregrinus (peregrine falcon) is the source of this 5276-nucleotide messenger RNA. It is a transcript of the gene MYL3, whose product is annotated as myosin light chain 3. The coding region runs from base 109 to 690 and encodes 193 amino acids. The record is from RefSeq and is a predicted model, not a curated record. Gene Ontology annotation, molecular function: calcium ion binding. Gene Ontology annotation, cellular component: myosin II complex. Lineage: Eukaryota; Metazoa; Chordata; Aves; Falconiformes; Falconidae. The transcript is spliced from 8 exons.